UCACAGAGCUGCUGCUGCUGCUUCUCGGUGCCGCGCAUCUCCGGACAGAGCUGCCAAAUGAAAACUAAAGAGAAGGAGGCAUGCUGAUAGAUUUCAUCACGGUACACUGAAGACUUUAUCUCUCUGGAAGUGCUCAGUUUCACUCCUGGACUCAAGCGCCAAGGGAAAGCUGCUGUGAGGGACUUAUUUCGGAGUUUGCCGUUUGUGCGCCUUUGCGUUUUAUUUGAGCUGUUUACGGAUGCCGAUGGAUUAGUUUAGAUAACUGGUGGACGGGUGUGUUUUUUUUAUUUUUUUUUUCAUCUUCCGAACGAAACUCUUGCAGUUCUGAAGCUGUUGUGCGCAGAGGAACCCGGGCACUGCGGAGGGGCUGCCGAUGAAGAAGUGAAGCGGGAUUUAGUGAUUAUUCCCGAUUGUCUUGGAUCGUAUUGGAUUUUAUUGUGGAGACUUCCCAACUCGUCCAGCCGCAGCUUCCAUCGCCUUCUGUGUGGGGACAAUGCUGGUAAAGGAGUACCGCAUCUGCAUGCCUCUGACCGUGGAGGAGUACCGUGUCGGCCAGCUGUACAUGAUCAGCAAACACAGCCAUGAACAGAGCGAGCGCGGAGAAGGUGUGGAGGUGGUGCAGAACGAACCCUAUGAUGAUCCAGAGCACGGUUCUGGUCAGUUCACAGAAAAACGGAUCUACCUCAAUAACAAGCUGCCCAGCUGGGCCAGAGCAGUGGUUCCUAAAAUUUUCUAUGUCACAGAGAAGGCCUGGAACUAUUACCCAUACACUAUCACAGAGUACACGUGUUCCUUCCUGCCCAAGUUUUCCAUCCACAUAGAGAGCAAAUAUGAGGACAACACAGGAAACAACGAUAAUAUCUUUGGAAGUCAGCCCAGAGAGGAGGAGACGGAGGUGUGUUUCGUGGACAUCGCCUACGACGAGAUCCCUGAGCGCCACUACAAAGAAUCAGAGGACCUUCGAAAUUUUAAGUCAAAGAAGACGGACAGGGGGAAUCUGCAGGAAGGGUGGAUCGACACCCAGGACCCCAUCAUGUGCUCGUACAAACUGGUUACAGUCAAGUUUGAGGUGUGGGGGCUGCAAACACGCGUGGAGCAGUUUGUACACAAGGUGAUUCGAGAUGUCCUGCUUCUGGGACAUAGGCAGGCGUUUGCGUGGGUGGAUGAGUGGAUUGACAUGACCAUGGAGGAGGUGAGGGAGUAUGAGCGCGCCACUCAGGAAGCCACCAAUCUGAAAAUCGGCACUUUCCCCCCGGCCAUCUCUAUCUCAGAGACCCCUCUGCCGUCGAGCACCCGCAACGGCCCCAACAGUGCCCCUUCCACUCCCCUUUCCACUGAAGCUCCGGACUUCCUGUCUGUGCCCAAGGAGCGACCCAGAAAAAAGUCUGCCCCGGAGACUUUGACCCUGCCCGACCCGGGCCGCAGGGACUCACUCUUUAAGCUCCCAAGCUUUUUCUCCUGGAACUCCAGUCCACAGCCCGAAUGAGAGUUGAACCACGACCUUGACCUGUGGAUCAGUAGAGGAUGCUUGCUUUGCACAUCCAACAAUGCGCCCCCCUCUCCCCCCCCUGGCCAGUUUAAGUAUCAGAGGCUUUUCGGAGAUCUGGUCAUCCCCGCUCCCUCAGUAGAGUUGCCGGUGUUACAGCAAAGUCAGCAGCUCUCUGAUUGCCUUUACAGGUAGAGAGUCCCCCCCC
Molecule: messenger RNA, 1694 nt
Organism: Fundulus heteroclitus (mummichog)
Lineage: Eukaryota; Metazoa; Chordata; Actinopteri; Cyprinodontiformes; Fundulidae
Gene: pitpnc1a
Product: phosphatidylinositol transfer protein cytoplasmic 1a
Exons: 9
Coding region: 494-1486 (330 amino acids)
Biological process (GO): phospholipid transport
Cellular component (GO): cytoplasm
Molecular function (GO): phosphatidylinositol binding; phosphatidylinositol transfer activity
Source: RefSeq, a predicted model, not a curated record